Perca flavescens (yellow perch) is the source of this 2547-nucleotide messenger RNA. RefSeq names its product glutathione hydrolase-like YwrD proenzyme. Bases 279 to 1973 code for a protein of 564 amino acids. The transcript has 12 exons. Lineage: Eukaryota; Metazoa; Chordata; Actinopteri; Perciformes; Percidae. Gene Ontology annotation, biological process: glutathione catabolic process. Gene Ontology annotation, molecular function: glutathione gamma-glutamate hydrolase. The record is from RefSeq and is a predicted model, not a curated record.
UCAUCUACAGUGUGUUGUUAAUUAAAAUCAGCAACAGAUCGCAUGUAGAGCAUUUUGACAUAAAAACAACUGGAGAUUGUGCAGCAGAUUUAUGGGUCUGGUAACAUUUUAUUAAAUCGGAAUCGGAGCAUAAUGUUUCUGUCACUUCCUGAUCAGCCUGAAGGCUGCUGGAAUCGGCUGGAAAACUGUCCGACUUGACAGCGGAUUUUUAUUCAGUUCAUGUCGAACGAGCCUAUUUUGCCUUGUUGUUGUUGCCAACUACAGUCGCUAAAAGCGUAAUGGAGACCGACUUGCCUUUCUCAUCUCGUCGGUCACCUGUGGUGUGUUUACACGGCUGCGUGGCGUCCAGUCAGCGGCUAGCUUCCAGUAUAGGAGUCGACGUCCUGAAGCGUGGGGGUAAUGCAGCAGAUGCUGCGGUUGCCAUUGCAGCAGCGCUCGCGGUAACCGAGCCGUUCAGCACCGGUCCGGGCGGAGACGCCUUCUGCUUGUUCUACAACGGAAAAACUGGAGGGAUCCGAGGGAUUAACGGAAGUGGUCGUUCGCCCAGAGCUCAGACCCUGGACUUCCUGGAAGGACUUGGUUACACUGCGGAGAACCCCCCUUCACCUUCCGAUGCCUUGAAUGUCACAGUACCAGGGGCCCCUGCAUGCUGGUGCGACACCGUACAGCUGUUUGGUAGUCACAAGCUGUCCUUGCAGGAGGUGCUGAGCGCGGCGGCAGAGCUCGCAGGGGUGGGGUUUCCUGUUGCCGAGGUAACAGCUCACCACUGGGAAAAAUUGGUGGCUGCUCUGAGAGAUGCUGGGAAGGAACUAAAUAGAGACCUGCUGAUUGAUGGUCAAGCGCCAAAAUGUGGACAAGUAUUCAGAAACCCUUCCCUGGCCAAGACUCUGAAGAAACUGGGUGAGCGCGGGAAACCAGCUUUUUACCAGGGCAGAGUGGCCGAAGCCAUCGUCGAUAUCAUUAACCAAAAUGGAGGAGUCAUGACUCUGGAUGACCUCAGCAGCCAUGAAAGUGAGGUCGUCACCCCCAUAAGCACAGAAUACAAGGGUGUGCGUCUAUGGGAGCCUCCUCCAAACAGCCAGGGAUUGGUUGCCCUGCUACUGCUCAACAUCCUGGGGAACUUCCCUCUCAGAGCUGCUGGCCACAACAGCUCGGACUACAUCCAUGUACUGGUGGAGGCCGUGCGCUUGGCACAAAUAGACGCUCUGUGUUACCUGGGCGAUCCAGACCAUGUUACCAUCCCUCUGGAAACCUUACUGGACAAGAGCUACAGUCACCAGCGAGCGCAGCACAUCAGCAUGAACAGGACCAUGGAAGGAGUGCAGCCUGGCUUGACAACAGGAUGUGACACAGUCUAUUUCUGUGUGAUUGACAGUCAGGGCAAUGCCUGUUCUUUCAUCAACAGCAUAUUUGCUGGCUUUGGAACUGGGCUGGUCCCUAAGGAUUGUGGAUUCUCACUCCAGAAUCGUGGUGCCAACUUUUCUCUGCAUCGUAACCAUGUUAACUGUGUUGCUGGGGGGAAGCGGCCAUAUCACACCAUAAUACCUGCACUUCUCACUGACUCCGCAACCACAUCACAAAAACCACGACUCCUCGCUGCGCUGGGGGUGAUGGGGGCUUUUAUGCAACCUCAAGGACACGUCCAGGUGUUGUUAAACAUGUUGGAGUUUGGGAUGAAUCCUCAACAAGCUCUGGAUGCACCAAGAGUCUAUGUACAGUAUGACCGCACAACUGAUGAGUGGUCGGUUAAUCUGGAGGAGGGGGUCCGCCAGGAGGUAGCCGAGGAGCUGAAAAGACGGGGCCACAAAGUCAGCUGGCCAAUCACAGGUCACAAGAGGUCUCAGUUUGGGCGGGGACAGAUCAUUACAGUAGGGGAUUGGUGGAACCCAUCUGUCAAUCAAGCUGAUGGUCCAUACAGGGUGCUGUGGGCGGGAUCAGACCCCAGAGCGGAUGGAUGUGCUCAGGGAUAUUAAACAUACCUGACCUCCUCUCCUCUUCCCUGCAGAUGUAAUAUUCUGAUAAACUGAUUACAAAACUUUCUGUAGGCAAAAUCCUUUAUGUGUAGAGCAAAAGUACUAUACAUAUUUGGUGGUAAUUUACAGUAACCUUUUUCCUUUGGUUUCUUUAAUGAGACGAUUGGUUUUAUGACAACAACUUAGGUUUAUAACACAGUCAUAGCACCGCAUCAUAGCAUAGCACGUAAGUUUCUCUAUUCAUCAUAUGUCCCUCCACAUCCUCUUAAGUCCAAAUUGAAAAACAAAUCUUUGUGUGACAUUACAUGACAUACCAAAGAUGCCCUUCUUCAACCCUGGUUGAGAUAAUUAUCUGUUUCAAUGUUUUUAAUUAGUUGCUGCCGGUCUAGAAACGACAACAAUAUCAUAUACAUAUAACCCUCUUUCGUCAAUGAAAUGAUGAUCAAAUGAUAGGCUAUAGAUAUAAUCUUUUCUCUGGGUGACUUUUUACAAAACAAAUUGAAUUUAGAUAAUGUAAUGUGAUUCAAUUCAAUCAUUGUUAUAUCUUCAUUCAAGUUCCCUUUGCAUCAUUUUC